Molecule: messenger RNA, 6621 nt
Organism: Spodoptera exigua (beet armyworm)
Lineage: Eukaryota; Metazoa; Arthropoda; Insecta; Lepidoptera; Noctuidae
Source: the annotation of a GenBank genome assembly
AUGUCUUACAAUUCCACGCUUGAUAGCUUCUGUGGAUCUGAAUUUUGGAAUAGCAAUCUCACAUGGUAUACCGACAGCCCAGAGCUAACGCCAUGCUUCCAAAAAACAGUGCUCGUAUGGACGCCGUGUUUGUACUUAUGGGUCGCGGCGUUCCUUGACACCUACUACAUACUGAACAGUAAAGAAAGAAAUAUACCAUGGAACAUAUUGAACAUCAGCAAACUGUUCAUAACUUGCCUUCUGAUAGUGUUAAAAUUUGUGGAUCUGGGAGUAACAGUGCACACCUCAUCACAAGAGGACAUGGCAGUAUUUAGUGCAGAUUAUUAUAGUCCCAUUAUUAAGAUUUUAACAUUUGGUUUAUCAGCUACGUUAUUAUACUACAACCGAAAGUAUGGUAUGCGAGCGUCUGGAGUGCUGUUCUUCUUCUGGUUACUUCUUAUUCUGGCUGGACUGCCUCAGCUGCAGUCCCAGAUCAAAGCACACGCCAAUAUCCCCGAUGAUGAAAACGUUAAAUAUAACUUCAAUCAAUGUCCGGAGAACGCUUCGGGAUUCCCUAGUCGACUGACAUUCAGCUGGUUUGACCCACUCGCCUUAACUGGGUUCCGUAGAAGUUUGACAGAGGAAGAUUUGUGGGCUCUGAACCCUCAAGACUCUUCUACUGAAGUCGUUCCAAAGUUCGACAAAUUUUGGGAGAAGUCUUUGAGGAAACGAGAGAUUUCCAACGCAACUAAGGCAUCGUAUCGUAAGACAUCAGCUAGCGUCAACUUCAAGCCUGAGAGUGAGAAGAAGCCAGCCUCUAUCCUGCCGGCGCUAUGCCUUGCCUUCGGGGGCCAGUUCUUGUUCGGAGCUAUGCUGAAACUGUUCAAUGACGUCCUCAUGUUUAUAUCGCCACAGUUACUCAAACUUCUUAUAGGAUUCGUGCAAGGUAAAGAGCCAAUAUGGAAAGGUUACGUUUACGCAGUUGCGCUUCUUGCCUGUGCCACGGUGCAGACCAUGCUUCUGGCUCACUACUUCACGAGGAUGUACCUUGUGGGCAUGCGGAUACGGACUGCCCUAACUAGUGCCAUCUACAGGAAGUCACUCCGAAUGUCCAACGCAGCUAGGAAAGAGUCGACAGUCGGAGAGAUUGUUAACCUGAUGUCGGUAGACGCUCAAAGAUUCGUUGAACUGACUGCAUAUUUGAAUAUGAUAUGGUCUGCGCCGUUGCAAAUCGCUCUUGCCCUAUACUUUUUGUGGGGGAUCCUGGGACCCUCCGUACUGGCGGGUUUGGCGGUGAUGAUUAUUCUUAUACCAGUCAAUGGCCUCAUCGCCAACAGAGUCAAGACACUUCAAAUAAGGCUCAUGAAAUACAAAGACGAAAGAGUCAAACUUAUGAACGAAGUACUUAAUGGAAUUAAGGUUCUUAAAAUGUAUGCCUGGGAACCUAGUUUCGAAGAUCAAAUACUUAAAAUAAGAAACAAAGAAAUGAAUGUAUUGAAACAGACUGCUUAUCUUAAUUCAGCUACCUCAUUUAUAUGGUCUUGCGCACCGUUCCUGGUGACCUUCCUAACCUUCUUCACAUUUCUGAUUACUGAUCCCGAGAACAAUAUCCUGACAGCUGAAAAUAUAUUCGUGUCGAUGUCUCUGUUUUACACAAUGCACUUGCCCCUAGGUUUACUACCACUCAUCGUGGUAUCGGCGAUCGAGGUGUCGCUGAUGUCGUUCGGGUGCUUUGUAUUGGUAAACGAUACUGAAGUGCUGGACUCUAAGAGAGCUUUCGUAGCGUUGUCUCUUUUCAACAUUCUGCGUUUCCCACUGUCAAUGCUGCCUAACGUUAUAUCGAAUGUUGUACAAACAUCCGUCGGUAUUAAGAGAUUGAAUAAAUUCAUGAACUGUGACGAACUAGACAUCACGUCCGUGGAACAUGAUCCCAAAGACCCGAACCCCAUCUCCAUUGAGAAUGGUCACUUUACGUGGGGAGACCACGAUUCGGAGCCGUCUCUCAAGAACAUCAAUCUGCACGUACCACGAGGCUCUCUUGUCGCCAUCGUGGGCGCUGUCGGCUCUGGAAAGAGCUCUUUGCUCUCUGCAUUGUUGGGUGAAAUGAAUAAGAUUUCUGGACGAGUUAACACGACCGGCAGCAUAGCUUACGUGCCGCAACAAGCGUGGAUCCAAAACGCAACGCUUCAGGACAACAUACUGUUCGGCAAGCCCCUCGACAAACAUAAGUACAACAAUGUCAUCGACAUGUGUGCUCUCAAACCUGACUUCGAAGUCCUGCCUGGUGGAGACCAAACUGAAAUUGGAGAGAAAGGUAUAAACUUGUCUGGAGGCCAGAAGCAGCGCGUGUCUCUGGCGCGCGCGGUGUACUGCGACGCGGACAACUACUUCCUCGACGACCCGCUCAGCGCCGUCGACUCACACGUCGGCAAGCACAUCUUCGACAAGGUACUGGGUCCCAGCGGACUGCUGAAGAACAAGACGCGUGUGUGGGUGACCCACAACGUGUCAUACCUGGCACAAACGGACCUGGUGGUGGUACUGCGUGACGGAGAGGUCUCGGAGGCCGGCUCCUACCAGCAACUACUCGAAAAGAAGGGCGCCUUUGCAGAGUUCUUGCUACAUCAUCUGAGCGAUGCUGAGAGGACCUCACCGGAAGAAUUGGACGAGAUCAAACAGGACCUUGAGAGUAAGCUUGGCACCGAGUUCCAGAGCAAGUUGCAGAGAGCUCGUUCACUAUCCGAGAGUGCAUCUGAAUCUGAACAGGGGGCAGGAGACCGAGCAGGCAGCGUAAAGAGAAAGACUCCAGAAACAGCGACUCCGAAUGAAUUGAAAGAGAAGAACAAACUUAUUGAGGCUGAGAAAGCAGAAACUGGCAGUGUGAAAUGGGGCGUGUACAAGCACUACUUGAUGAGUGUCGGAGUAUUGUCGUCCGUAAUCACUGUGCUCAUGAAUCUCAUUCUACAAGUAUUCCAAGUCGGCUCCAACUACUGGCUCACUGAAUGGGCUAAUGAUGAUAAAAUGCUGGUGAACGGCACAGUCGACACCAAGCGACGUGACAUGUACCUCGGAGUGUACGGCGGCCUCGGCAUUGGACAAGCAUUAGGAUCAAUUUUUGCCGAUUUAAUGCCAUACCUGGCGUGUUGGCGCGCGGCGAGGUUGCUCCACGAACUCUUGUUGGACCACGUCUUAAAAGCACCACUAAAUUUCUUCGAAGUGACACCCGUUGGCAGGAUACUUGCUAGAUUUUCUAAAGACAUGGACAUUUUGGACACGUCUCUUCCCUCGCAGAUCUCCGACUUGAUGUGGUGCAUUUUUGAGGUUCUGGGUACGCUGUUCGUGAUUAGUUUCUCGACACCGAUAUUCAUGGCUGUGAUACUGCCCAUCGGAUUCAUUUACUACGUGAUCCAGAGGUUCUAUGUGGCUACGUCACGACAGCUGAAACGACUUGAGUCCGUAUCUAGAUCUCCUAUCUACUCCCACUUCGGCGAGAGUAUCACCGGCGCUAGUACUAUUCGAGCCUAUGGUGUCUCCGAAAGAUUUGUUGAAGAGUCGGAGCGCGGUGUAGAUCACAACCAGUCGUGCUACUAUCCAAGCUGCAUCGCCAACAGGUGGCUUGCAGUCAGACUCGAAAUGAUUGGCAAUCUCAUCAUAUUCUUCUCGGCAAUGUUUGCUGUACUCAACAGAGAUACAAUUAGUGCUGGUCUUGUGGGACUUUCUGUUAGCUACGCGUUACAGAUUACACAAACUUUGAAUUGGUUGGUUCGCAUGACAUCAGAAGUUGAAACCAACAUUGUAGCCGUAGAAAGGAUUAAGGAAUAUGCUGAAACAGAACAGUGGCCGGCGACGGGCGCGCUGCAGCUGGAGCGGCUGACGCUGGCGUACCGCGCCGGCGCCGAGCCCGCGCUGCGCGACGUCACGUGCGCCGUGGCGCCGCGCGACAAGCUGGGCAUCGUGGGCCGCACCGGCGCCGGCAAGUCCACGCUCACGCUGGGGCUCUUCCGCAUCGUGGAGGCCGUGGGGGGGCGCAUCCUCAUCGACGGCCUCGACAUCGCCGCCAUGGGCCUGCACCAGCUGCGCUCGCGCAUCACCAUCAUCCCGCAGGACCCCGUGCUCUUCUCCGGCACGCUGCGCAUGAACCUCGACCCCUUCGAGGCCUUCUCGGACGAGGACAUCUGGCGCGCGCUGGAGUACGCGCAUCUGAAGCCGUUCGUGCAGGGGCUCCCGGCGGGGCUGCGCCACGAGGUGGCGGAGGGCGGCGAGAACCUGUCGGUGGGGCAGCGCCAGCUGGUCUGCCUGGCGCGCGCCCUGCUGCGCAAGACUCCACUGCUGGUACUGGACGAGGCCACGGCCGCCGUGGACCUGGAGACGGACGAGCUCAUCCAGAAGACCAUCCGCUCCGAGUUCGCGUCGUGCACGGUGCUCACCAUCGCGCAUCGCCUCAACACCAUCAUGGACUCCACCAAGGUCAUGGUCCUCGACAAGGGACAACUCGUCGAAUAUGCGCCACCUGAACAACUGUUACAAGAUAAGAACUCUAUAUUCUAUAGUAUGGCCAAGGAUGCUGGCCUAGUAAAUUAAUUUAAUGUACUCAAAAUUCACUAAGUUAUGGGUUCCUAAUAGUGAAUUGUGAGUAUUGAGACUCAGCUCCUCGUGAUAGACGAUAUCGACACAGAUUCUGUUCAAUGUUUUAGUGUAAUGCAUAGAAAGUACUAUCUUUUACAAUUACAUCUACUAUUAGUUGCGUUACUAAUGUUACCACGCCAUCAAACUGUUUAGUGGCUCGGCACUGGGUCAGUAUUGUCUAUUACUUGUGUGUAACCUGUGCUCAACUCAAUUCUUGCUGCCACUAAGUAUAUGGACAACCGUCGAUGUUAUGGGUAGAAAGUUAAUGCAUUUUAUACCUCUCCAUUAUUAAGUUUAAGCAAAUAGUAAAAUAAUAAAAUUAAAGCAUUUACAACUCAUCACAGUUACAAAUAAAUUGAUAAGAGCUAUAAAAAUAUCGAAAUAAUAGUACUUAAGCAUAUGACAGGGUGAGAUUUUUAUGAGUUUCUGCUAUAGUAGCUAGUGGUAUGUAAUUAUUAAGAUAAGCUCAAAUUAUUCCUCAUUUAAUAAAUCAAAGGGUGAUUACGAUUUGUGAAUGUAUUAUAUAUUGUAACUCGUACACACAGACCGAGAGUUCAAAUACCGUACAUAAAAAUAUAUAGUGUAUUCCGAAUCGGAUCUAACCUAUUCCUCUGAAUGUGUUCAAUCAUUAACACUACAUUAUGUUACAUUUUAUACCACGAGUUGUCUAAAUUCAGUGUGUCAACAAAAUGACAAUAUUACUAAUGUCCUUAAGAAGGAAUUUCUAUUUGAAGUAAGUCUGCUUGGCCGCAAUAUUUAAAUUCCAACAUCUUGCUUAAGAAAUGUUUUAGUAUUAAUUUCUAUCUCAUUUUCAAAUUCUAACUUAGAUUUAAAGAAUCAAUCCACAUUAAUUAUUAGGAAUACUCUUGUUUUAAAUAUUCAAAUUGAUCACUUUUCAACUUAAUUUUGAUACUUAAUUUUUUUAUUUUAUUUUUAGAAAAUUAAGCUUAAGUAUUUAAUUAUAAAAUUUAAGACGAAUAAUUUACAAAAAAAAUACUUUACAAGUUACCAGGCAACAUACUUUUUUUUAGUAUUCUUGUUUAGUGUUUUUAUGGACAAGUUCAAAAUUAUAUCUAAUAUCUGUUCAACAUCCAUAUACAUACAUAAUAAAUAUUGAGUUUGUGAAAUUAUUCACGAAUCUAAAACGGGGAAAAGUCAUUACUUUUGUUUCAAAACAAAGAAUAUGAUCUAUUUAGUUCUUAUCAAUCUGUAAAAACUGUAGAACAACUGAAUACAUUUUCAUGGUCCCUUAUUUAUUGAAUUUGUCUCUGACCCCACAAUGGAAAAAUAAAUUGAACUUUGUUUUUUAACUGUCAAUGAUUUUAUAUCUUAUUAGAUAUGUUAGCAUACAAUAUAAUGAAUACGUAAGUUUGUUUUAACAAAUGAAUGGUUUCCAUACAUUUUUGCGUUGUAAUAAACCUCGUAUCGAAACACGAGAUUAUGUAGUUGGUUGUCGCCACCCAUACCCACACCGCCACCAAAGGCACCAAAAUCAAAUCGAAAACAUGAUGAUGGAGACAACUGUGUGACUAAGCUGUCCACACUGUCCUCGUUUUUUAACUUGUUACUAAACUGCGUUGAUGUGCUUAAAUAAAAUAAUAUGUACCUACUUAUUGUUAAAGUUUUUAAACAUUUUACUGUGAUUGUGACAAAUCAUUAAAAUUUUUGCCUAUAAAAACUUGGAUACAUCACUUAAAUAAUGAUAAUAAUGAGAUAAUGUUUUGUUAAUUUUUUUAUUAUUUGAAAGAAAUUCAAUUUUAUUCUUAUUGACAUAAAAAUGCACGAUUUUAUUUUAUGAUUUAUGAUUAUAAAUAAACACUUAUUGUUCAUCUGUGAAUAUACUGUGUACAUAAUUUACCAUGUACAAUUGUGUACAAUUUGUAAAAAGUUGCCCAGUUUCAAGAAGGCAGAUUCUAGCAUAAUUAGGUUAGUCUUCACUUUUGUGCCUAUUGAGUAAUUUAAGAGAAAAUUUGUUUCAAUGUGUAAUUAAUUAAAAUGUUUUACCAUGAUAGACUA